Bradysia coprophila is the source of this 892-nucleotide messenger RNA. RefSeq lists its product as uncharacterized. The record is from RefSeq and is a predicted model, not a curated record. NCBI's taxonomy places the organism in Eukaryota, Metazoa, Arthropoda, Insecta, Diptera, Sciaridae.
UUAUAAAUAGUCUGCUUGUUCGUAGACAAUUUAAGUGUUAACCGAUUCUUCGAUUAAAUAAUUGAAAUGGUCCUUUUAUUCGGGCUGCGUCUACUGGUCGUUUUAGCUGUGGUGCAUGCCACACUUACGCAGCAAAUUGGAAUCUUAAAUAGACAACUAGCGUAUCGGGACAUAGAGCAACGUUCAUUUAAUGAAAAUGUAAGACUUGCAUCAUAUCGAUCUCAAAUGCAACAGCCUCAAUUACAACAAACAGAGCCAACUGAAACACGUAUUAUCAAACAUCCAGAUGAGAAAAUCGUCCAUCAUCCUUCGCCAAUAUAUGUAAAACGACCUCCCACAUUUGUUACGAUCAAUCAUCCAGAUAUUGUCAUCGAACCACAUCCAGUUGUUUAUCAUAAACCAGCAGCUGUGGUUCGGUCGCCUGUUGUUUACAAACAUUUACCGCGAAAGAUUCAGUAUCGCAACAUGGUGAAGCACCUUGUGAAGCCAAUCGAACAGAAGAUUGUCCUCGAAGAAAAACGCCCGCCGAAAAUAUAUGCCCGUCACAGCCAACCUCAGUACUUUGUCGCACAGCAGUUGGACGCUUCACCUGCUGCAACGGAAAACGUACCGUGUCAGCACAUCAAUCGAAUGAGAUUGACAGGACAACUUGUUUAUCAACCGAGUGCGAUUUCAAGUUAUGAGGGUGAAGACAUGAACGAUGCUCAGCACGUUCCACCAUUGGACAUUGCCCGAGUUUAUUACAGACAAAAUUUUCCAACGAAUUAUCGCCAGUAAGAAAUCAUUUCUGUCUAAAAAUGUUGGCUUUGCUGAGUGAUAACAGCGGUGCGAGACACAUUCGUUUAUGAGGGUUCGAAUUUUAUAACAAAAUAAAUAAUUUCAUGUUGUAACG